UUUUAACGUUAGCUGCUAACGCUACGGAACUUAGCAGGCAGCUAGCGGUGUCGCGUCUUUAAAAUGUGUAAGAGGUCCCAGCUAACCGUCAUAUGAAUGUGAUGUUUUAGACUUCAGCAAAGGUGUGUUGCGGAAUAUAGGCGGGUCACAUAAAUGUGCCCCUAUACUUCACCUGUGUUUGGGUCGCACGUUUAGUUCAUGGCUAGUCAUGUUAGCUAACUUGUGUGUCGUUCGACAGUGGAAUCAGAGGAGUGUCCAGCUAACCGGCUAACAGCUAGCGUAAGCUAGUUAGCUACUACACAACGCAGCUAGUUAGCUGCCUGUUCUGUCAGCUACUUUGUUCUGGCUCGCAUGCGUUUGAAUGCUGUUGUUUUUCAAGUUGUAGCAUCCUGUGCAGCUGGACCUGAAUCUUGCUGUCUAUGAUGCUUAGAGCCUGUCUCCUUGCAUCAACUCACCCCUCCUGAUUCAUUUAACAAGCCAUAUAUUACUGCUCCCAAACCAAUCCCACAUCUGUGCUUGGCAACAGUAUGAUCAUUUACGCUGACCCCACCCAGCCCACUGGGGCAAGAGUCCCCCAAAAUCAAGCUCUCCCAAUGAUAUGAUAGUAGCCACCUGGAUCACUUUCUGUGCCUGCAGGAGCCUUGCAAGGGUUCUGCUCUUCCCUUCCUCAAACUCCCUUCCUUCAUUCUGGGAGACCCUUGCCAGUGUGGUCUCCAGCACUGGAACAAUGGGUAACAGCUGUGUGUGCCGGGAGGAUAGUGACUUGGAGGACCAUCACCAUGGAUCAGCGAGGGCGCCCCGAGGACAAGCUAGGCGGGUGGAUCAUGGUACAGGUGUAGGUGCUGACGCUGGAGAGGCUCGUAGCAGUCGGCCUAGGGACCCAGUCAGACCGCCACGCCGAGGGCGAGGGCCUCAUGAGCCACGACGGAAGAAGCAGAAUGUGGAUGGCCUGGUGCUGGACACACUGGCUGUUAUCAGGACACUUGUAGACAAUGACCAAGAGCCCCCUUACUCCAUGAUCACUUUGCAUGAGAUGGCAGAGACGGAUGAUGGUUGGCUGGAGGUCGUCCAGUCCCUGAUUCGAGUGAUCCCAUUGGACGAUCCGCUUGGCCCUGCAGUGAUCACCCUUCUAUUGGAUGAGUGUCCCCUGCCCACCAAGGAUGCUCUCCAGAAACUCUCUGAUAUGUUGAGUCUGAGUUCGGCUGUAGCACAACAGGACGCUCUAAACCCUGCUAAACACAGAAACACCACAGCUGUCCUAGGAUGCCUGGCAGAGAAACUGGCUGGACCAGCCAGUAUCGGACUAUUGAGCCCUGGAACCCUUGAGUACCUUCUAGAGAGCCUGAGUUCUGAGGCCCACCCUACUGUCAUGCUGUUUGCUCUCAUCGCUUUGGAGAAGUUCUCCCAGACCAGUGAGAACAAACUGACAGUGUCCGAGUCUUGUAUCAGCAAUCGACUUGGUGUCCUGGAGUCAUGGGCGGAGCAUCCCGACUACCUGAAGAGGCAGGUUGGAUUCUGUUCACAGUGGAGCCUUGACAACCUGUUUCUUAAGGAGGGUCGUCAGUUCACCUACGAGAAGGUCAACCUCACUAAUAUCAACGCCAUGCUCAACAGCAACGAUGUCAGCGAGUACCUCAAGAUUUCCCCCACUGGACUAGAGGCACGAUGUGAUGCCUCGUCCUUUGAGAGCGUGCGUUGUACUUUCUGCGUGGAUUCAGGCGUUUGGUACUACGAGGUGACCGUCAUUACAUCAGGCGUGAUGCAAAUCGGAUGGGCCACCAAGGACAGCAAGUUCCUCAACCAUGAGGGUUAUGGAAUAGGAGAUGAUGAAUAUUCAUGUGCCUAUGAUGGCUGCAGGCAGCUCAUCUGGUACAACGCUCGCAGUAAACCUCACUCUCACCCCUGCUGGAAAGAGGGAGAUGCCAUUGGCUUCCUGUUGGACCUCAGUAAGAAGCAGAUGAUCUUCUAUCUGAAUGGACAUCAGCUGCCACCAGAGAAACAGGUCUUCUCAUCAGCCACGUCGGGUUUCUUCGCUGCUGCCAGCUUUAUGUCAUACCAGCAGUGUGAGUUUAACUUUGGGGCCAAGCCUUUCCGUCACCCACCCUCUGUCAAGUUCAGCACCUUCAAUGACUUUGCUUCACUGAUGCCCAGUGAAAAGAUCAUCCUACCCAGACACCGGCGUCUGGCCUUACUAAAGCAGGUUAGCAUCCGAGACAACUGCUGCACGCUGUGUUGUGACGUCAUGGCUGACACGGAGCUGCGGCCCUGUGGACAUGGUGGUAUGUGUAUGGAGUGUGCCUUACAGUUAGAGACGUGCCCCCUGUGCCGCCAGGACAUCCAGACCCGAGUCAGACUCAUUGCACAUGUCUCCUGACACACUUCCUGCCCCUCCUCUAGUAAGGAGAGACACACAAGCCCUACAGCCUCCUCCUCCUCCUCUAAUCCCCUCUCACCCAGCAGGGCUGUGAGGGCGGUGCCACAAAGCUGUGAUGAUGCCAGGACUGUAAGUUCUGGUCAGAAGAGGCGACGAUGGAGAGGUGGAGGGAAGAAAGAGAGGAAAUGAGAGGAGGGGAAUCAAACCACAGCUUGAUCCCAAGGAGCAUUCCCUCAUUUACCUAUAUCUUCUCUUUUGUAUCCUUCUGACAACUCACUGCAGAAGCUGGGCCAAGAAUCAUCAACUUUCUACAGACAGUGUGUUUUUCAGACAAAAAGAGCAGACGUGAGGAGCAGAAAAAAUGUUACCAGAUUACCGACAGCACCAGCUUCUUAUCUGCAAGCCCCUGCAUAGAGUUAUCAGACAUCCUUUCAGAUACAAGGAUCCCACUGCGCUUUCAGAGGCCCAGAGGCUUCUACUAUUUAAUCCCAUCACUGUCAUGCACAUGUCUGCAGAUCUGAAAGGGCUGGGUAGCUGAAAAGGACACAGCUUGUAGUACAGUAUUAAACUUAAGGUACAGAAUAAUUUGAGAUGUAUCACACUGUCAUGUUUUCGGGUAUAGAUAUACAAUUUGUUGUUCUCGAGGUAGCAUUUUCAUUCUCUUUUCUCAAGGUUGUACCAAAACCUAUCCAUUGAUCAGCUUCACUGUCUGUACUGAUUGAUCGCCCAGUGGUAGGGUUUCCCAGUUAGAAAAAGAUGCCAGAGUUUGCGCCCGGUGUCAGAGAACUUAAAAGUUACAGGAUUACUCCUAGAGUUCAGUUCUGUGAUUCAAUUUACAAAAGAUGCUAAACAUUAAAUCAGAUGUCAUACAAGAGAGAAAGUUAAUGACAAUGCUUGUUUUACAACUAGUAAGAAAAUGACAUACUUGAAUCUUUAUUAGGACUUACCUGAUCUUCAGCAUGGCUGACCCUGCUGCUUUUUGUGCUGUAUUGUCUUUGCUCAGAUGUUGAUCUUUCCUCAAGUCUCAGUCAUGUAUGUCACAACUACAACAAAUAAAUACACAGGGAUUCAAAUUUACAUAAAGUUAUAUUAGUGCUUAUGGUUGCAGAGCCAGUGAGGGGGAAGUACACAACUCAGUUUUCACCACCACCCUCUUGACUCUGUUUUGGAUUGCUUGAUUGCAGCUGUAUAACUAAGUCUUAAUUUUUGUUUGUGAUUACAAACACAUGCGUCUGUAUUAAGAUGCCUAUUUUCAAUCCAGAAGAUGUGAUAUAAUUAUGCAUUUUAAAUGAUGGUGAACACUGAUGUAGAAAAUUGGCUGAGAAGUACAACAGCUUUUGUUGAUUGACAUUGUUUUAUCAGCAGAUCAGUAAAUCCUUAAAAACAUAUGCAAAAUGUUUACGUGAAUUGUCUUUCCUCAGUAUCAGUUUACUAAAUAUCCUAGGGUGUCUGUUAAGAUGAUGUCAUUUUGGGUCUGAUUUGGCAGUGAAAUACUUAAUCCAAAUAAGCAAAGAAACUACCCACAGCACAGUGACAUGACCUAAACUGUUUGGGCUUCAGCACAGAAAAAAGAGGGUUUAUGUUUCAUUUGCUAAAAAUCACAUUAUUCUUGGUGAGAUUUAUUGCAUACAGUAUUGACCCUGUCAAAACAGAUUGAAGUUGUAUCUCCCAGAUGACUGGUUCAGACUGAGAAACGUUUCCCUUUGUGCUUUAUAUAACAGCACAUCUCUGUUCUCUCAAGUUGCCAUUUCUCCAUCUCUCCCUACGUCUUCAACCUUGUGUUUUCCACCUGUCUUUCUGUCUAUCCUUUACUUGAAGCAUCUCUGGGUUGACUGAAUGAUAUUUGUCUUUUGGAAACAGGUGACAAAAUGAAUUUAUGAGAGAUUGAGAUUCAAGAAAAAUUCUAUUUGUACAAUUUAAAAAAAACAACAAAAAAAACAACAAAAAAAUCUUCAAAUUAAAACACUGAAUAAUUUUGAUUUCUCUUGGUCAAAUAGUUUAUGAAAGAGUUCUUACUCCACCAGAUUGCAUGAACAAGAUCUGUAAAAUCGUUCAGACUAUACUGGAAUAAUUUAUUAAAGAUAACAUGCAUCUCUCACUACGACAAAUGACUGGUCUGUUUCCGAUUUGCUACCUUGUAUUUCCUGGAGCACCUUAUACAUUUAGGUGAGAGAAAUUAUAUGGUUGUCUCCACGGUUGGAGAUGAACUUCACGAUUGUAAAGAAUAAGUUGUGAGCUGUAUUUAAAACAUCUAUAAAGGAAUUUUGCCCCAGAGUUCCCAAAGAUGUGAUUUAUUGAAGAAUUGUUGUUUCCUGGAUUGUGAUAUUUGUAAUAAAUGUAUGGUCAUGUGAUUUUUUUUUUGUAUGACUGAAUUCUGCUUAUUUACAUCUCAAAUAUCCUUUUA
Messenger RNA from Seriola dumerili (greater amberjack), 4778 nucleotides. It is a transcript of the gene rspry1, whose product is annotated as ring finger and SPRY domain containing 1. Gene Ontology annotation, cellular component: cytoplasm. Lineage: Eukaryota; Metazoa; Chordata; Actinopteri; Carangiformes; Carangidae. The record is from RefSeq and is a predicted model, not a curated record. Bases 599 to 2374 code for a protein of 591 amino acids. The transcript has 15 exons. Gene Ontology annotation, molecular function: ubiquitin-protein transferase activity; protein binding.